AGUUGAAACACUUGGACGUUUUUCGUUUAAACUUGGAGGUAUUUCUAAAUGCAUGGAUGGAUAUUAAGGGAGGAACGCAUGCGCAAAUGUCUGGAAAUAUAACACAAAACUUAAUUCAUUUGUUUUCGUAAACAAUCUAAUCUGUUGUUUCACAAAGCUUUUUGUCCUCCUCACCGGAAAACGCUGACAAGCAACUUCUGUGGUUCAAUGGAGGCAUUGUAACUUGUUUUCAGGGGGGGUAUAAGCAACUAAGGAAGAAGUAGGAAAAGUGUGGACUAUCCAUCAAUGAACUGAGAAAAGUGGGAGGACAGGCAGAGCAAUGGCUGAAAGGCAGAUGGAGAGAAAAGCGUCUGUUUACAGGAGCGUAUCUUUCAAAAAGUUGGAAAGCUGGAGCGCAAAGAAGCGCAGAUCAUUUGGAGAGGAUUUGGAGAGGUGCGGUGCCCUUCCCCCAGACGCUGCAGAGGCGACGCUCACUGUUACUGUAUCUAGAAAAGUUUCCAAAAUCUCCGCGGCCAGCCUCUCGACCGCAGACCUCAAGAAAGCCUGUCAUGGAAUAUCUCCCUCUGUACGCAAGCUCUCCGAGAAGUUUUGUUUGAGCUCCUCAGGCAACACUGGAAGCGUUCAAAACACAACUUCACUAGUUAAAAGUGCCGACGAAUCGUCUUCGCAUGACAGUGGCUGCUUAUCCAAGGAGUUUUUGGAGCCCACGUCAGAGAAACUCAAGCAUAGUAACAGAUAUUGUCCAACUCAAGAGUCUGUGUCAGGCUCAGAUUCGGACAGAGGAGAAAAACGUACAAUUCUCAAGACUUUGGGCUGCACCAGAGCAGGGAGCCCAACAUGCCAAUCUCAUCGUAGUUAUCACCCUUCUUAUGGAGAGACCAUUCAUGUUGAUGCUAACUGGCCAAGCGUUACUAAGAUUAGAGAACUAUUUGGGGAUGGAAGUAGAAAGCAACAUAGGUCAACUUCAGAUGCUGAUGACUUGAAAUCUGCUUGUCACCACCUCCAGCAUUCAUUUGAUGCUAAAGACAGCACCUUGAGCUCAGAUAAAAGUGUCACACAGCCCUCACACCUGCCAACAGGUCCCUGGCAAGAUACAAACAGCUCAGAUCAUGACAACAGUACACUGUAUGUAGACUGUUUGGCUCCAAAUUGCAAUAGAUACCACCAUUUAAGUGCUGAUUAUUCCUGUGAGUUUAGCAGCGGCACAAGCUGUUUGAAUUGUGACCUCCCCACAAAUAAUAGUGGAACCCAAAGCCCCAUUAGCAUUGAUCUUCAGCAGCGUUCUCCCCCAGAACCAACACCCCGCAGCAGAGCGAGCGCUUUGCCCCUCAGGUCUCACUCAUUUGCUCACCACUGGCAGCUGCAGGAGCACAGAAAGAGGGCAGAGCAGCCACAGCCACCAGAUAGCUUGCAUUCCUCGCAUAACUCCUCCAAACCACAGACAGGCCCCUCCGUGGAAAUAGCCGGAGCUCAGGAAAGACUGAGCUCUGGAGAAGAGAACGAGGAGUCGAGCAGAUGGACAGAAGCUAACACAAUUCUCACUAGCGACGGAAUCACCACGCACUUCCCUCAAAACAAGCAUGCUUACAGGGCUAAGUUAAGGGAACAGUCUUCAGGCAGUGAGGAGGACAGCCCUGCAUCGUUAGCUCAUCACAACAGGGACGUGAGACGUCGCUCACUAAGGAAGAAGAAGAAGAGCAGUUGCAGCCGAGAUAAUGAGGAUUCAGACGACAGCGACAACCAGCCUGUAAUGAUGGAGCACUUAGAAAGCUCCUCUGAUUCUCAGCCUGUGAGCCGCAGGAGUGAGGGCUUCAGAUCUAGAGGAUGUUUUACAGGCCUGUCUUGGACACGAGAUAACCAAUCUACAUGUUCACAUGUAUCUAAGGACACCUUUAGCCACUUUCAUAGAACUUUUGAGGGGCCAGCUGCAGGCAGCCCUGUUCCACAGGUGUCGCGGGUGUCAAAGGUCACCAUACCGUCAUUUAUAGCCAGUCCAUUGGGGUCAAGGAGUAGUAGCAGGUAUUCUAGCACAGAGACGUUAAAAGAAGAGGACCAGCCAGCCAACACCCACACCACUGGUGGGGACUCAUCAGCUGUUCUGAGUAAAACCUACCAUAGGAAUACCACCAUGUACCGCUCACCCAGUUUUGGCCAUGGAGAUAAUUUUUCCCGUGCCCCAGUUCAAGUUAAUUCUAGACUGGCACCCAGCUUGAAUCCAGUCAACUGUAAAACUGGCACUUUAGAAAACAGGGUAUUCCCCCAUUCUUUAAAUGAUGAGAAAGACAAGAACCGGAUCUCUAUGUCAAACCCUGACAUUGCCUCAGAAACGCUAUCGCUUCUUAGCUACCUUAAGACAGAUCUGUCAGAGUUGAGAAUGAGGAAGAAAGGGCAAGACAUUGAAGACAGUCCAAGCUCUGAGUUUCAGGGCAGUCAGGGCACAUCGGUAUACAGGAUGGGCUCCAGGGCACAUCGGCCGCACCCUGGACGGCCCUCCCUGAAAGACCUCACUGCUACUUUGAGGAGGGCAAAGUCAUUCACAUACUCUGAGAAGCCAGUAGUGCAGCGAUAUUAUGGAAGUGGGCCAGGUUUGAGGAGUUCCUCAGAGCAGCAGCUAGACUGUGAAGGAAGUGGAGAGCAGGUGGUAGUUCCUGACCGGGAAGUGGAGAGUGAUGACUGUAGGAGUGCCUGCGGUUACGACGAGCCAAUGCCAGCCCCUCUGCAAGACCGCUAUGUGCAGGAAGCGAGACAGGUAAUAAGGGAUAUCUGUCAAAUGGGUGAAAUUAAGGAUGACGAUGAUUAUGAGGAAGAUAGUUUCAAGAUAAAAAAAGAUGAGGCUAAACAAGACACUGAAUUAGAAGAUAAGGCAAAUCAAGAGAGGAGGCUUGAACAUACUGUUUUUACAGUGUGUAAGGAAGGAGAAACUGACAGAGAAAGUGGAAAAUGUUUACAGAAGGGAAAUUCAGAGGAGAAUGUGUUCUGCGAUAAGUCAGUGGAUGAGCUCUCUGGUCAUGAAUCUAGCCUGACAGAUGAAGGAAUUGUCACAGAGCCAGAGGUGGGGUUGUAUGGGGGGCUAUCCUGUGGUAAAGAUCUGUUAAGUCAAACCCUCAAUGUUUGGAAUCAGUCAGGGUUGUAUGAGGAGCUUUUGCCUGAUACAACACUAGAGGAAUCUCUUUCAUCUCAGAUUCCUUCAGUUAGGACAGAGUAUGAGGGAGUAGCCAUAGGAGGAGACAUAAGCAGCAGUAAAAAUGUAAACCAGGGGGCUUUAGAGGCUCCGUCUACUCCCAGCACUAUUCGCAGGCGAAGGAAAUUCUCCUCAGCAGGCAACUACGGCUCAGAAUCCAGCAAUGGUAGUAAUGGAGAGUCAAACGGUGAGUCUGCAUACCGCUCGUUGAGUGAUCCCAUGCCUCACAGAAGUUGUUCGAUUGCAGAAGACAGCGGAAAGAGCUUCUCUAUGGAUAGCAACUUGCUUGGUUCACUGUCUUUAAACUCCAAAGUGGGUUGUGGUGUGGACUCCUCAGCAGCAGAUCUGUCUGAGUAUACAGGCAGUGCUGCAAGUGACCUCUCUCUGUGUAGUGAGAGUCUGCGAGAUUACAGCACUGUGAUUCAGAGCAUUGUGUGCGAACCAGGUGCGAUGGACAAUCUCAUCGACGAGAAAGUGAAUAGCAAGGCCGUGAAGAAAAAGAGCUUUAGUGACCCCAGUAGACGAGGGGAACUGGCAGAAACAGUCCUAGAAUUUCAGAGGCAUCACAGUGAGCCAAUAAGCGAAUUAGAACAAUCCAUACCACCUUCUAGUAGUGAGCCCAUCUUAUCGGAGCAAAGAGAUGAGCUGUGGGCGCUAAACAACGAAAAACGACAGAUUUAUUGUACCAACAGGAGGCCUCGUUCCCAGUCUGAGCAUGUUUUGCCCUCCCAUUUUGGUCAUAAUGGAGAAACAAAAGCGGAGGACGAGCCCUCCUUUCCCUUUGACCCAAAGCUAGCUCAGGUUUUGUCUCCUUGCAUGAGUCGCAGAACCUCCAAGAAACGCACAAACCGCUUUACUCACCAGGUGUCUUGUGAUGAAGGGGAUCACUUAGAGGAACAAGUUGAGGAGCCAUCUUCUGAGGACCACCCAGACUCCACAUCCAUCCUCCCUAAUAUUUCACCCCCAAAGGCCAGGUCCAAGCAUGUGCGUCAUGCCAGUGAACCUGCCACAUUUGUGCCAAUCGUUCCUUCAAAUGCCCACAUCUCCCAGGACCUUCAGAGGUCUGGUCAUGUCCCUGAGUCUCCACCACCCCUCAAAAUAGUCCAGGGGGAGGAUGCUCCAUCAUUACAGGACGUCACUGAGCAAUACAUCUUGGCUCUGAAACCUCCGGAGGGCCUGGCGGAGACCCCUACAGCCCCUGGUGGGGUCGCACCAGAGGGCAGAAGGUCAACACCUUCAGUGCCUACUGCCACUGCUGAGCCACAACUAGAGAGGAAGUCCAGCGAGGAGCUCACCACUGCCCCUCUGAAGGCCAAACCAAGAGUGGAUAUGAGAAAACAUGUCAUAAUGACACUACUGGACACAGAACAGUCUUAUGUUGAAUCUCUACGCACACUCAUUCAGGGCUACAUGAAGCCACUCAAGCACCCAGAGAGCUCCCCUCUCUGUGACCCGUCUCUGGUGGAUGAAAUGUUCUACCAGAUCCCAGAGAUUCUGGAACAUCACGAGCAGUUCCUGGAACAGGUCCUGGACUGUGUCAACCAAUGGCACGACAAACAGACGGUCGGACACCUGCUCAUUCAGUCUUUUUCCAAAGAGAUCCUUGCCAAUAUUUAUUCAGCAUACAUUGACAACUUCAUGAACGCCAAAGACGCUGUUAGAAUCGCUAAGGAGGCCAAACCUGCUUUCCUUAAGUUUCUAGAGCAAAGCAUGCGUGAGAACAAAGAGAAACAAGCUCUUGGUGAUCUGAUGAUAAAGCCAGUGCAGCGGAUUCCACGAUAUGAGCUGCUAGUCAAGGAUCUUCUAAAACACACCCCUGAGGAUCACCCAGACUACUCGUUUCUACUGGACGCUCAGAAGAACAUCAAACGACUAGCUGAGAGGAUCAACACGGGCCGACGUAGCGCAGAGGAGCUGGAGAGAGAGACUCGCGUCAUGCAGGAGAUAGAAGCUCAUAUAGAGGGCAUAGAACAUAUCCUGAAUCCUCAGAGGAAGUUUCUUAGACAAGAGAUGGUCGUAGAAGCGAAAACGGUGGGGGGUAAGAAGGACCGAUCUCUCUUCCUCUUCAGUGAUCUGCUCAUAUGCACCACUCUAAAGAGAAAGUCAGGAAGUCUUCGCAGAAGUUCCAUGAGUCUGUAUUCUGCUGCUAGUGUCAUUGACACCUCAAGUAAAUAUAAGUUCAUGUGGAAACUGCCCUUGGAAGACUUGGAGGUUGUUAAAGGCUCUAAUCAAGCCACAAACCGAGAUAACAUCCAGAAGAUUAUCAGUCGUUUGGAUGAAGACCUUAGCACACUUGGCCAGAUCAGUAAACUGUCAGAAACACUUUGUUUUCCACAUCAGAGUUUGGAUGAUGUGAUAAAGGAUCUGAUGGCGUCAGUUCAUCGUGAGCUGGCUGAGAAGCAGUCUCUGGCCUUCAGCAUGACGUUAUUGCCCACUAAACUCGAGCUGAGCACCACCUCAUCUGAGAACAUCUUCAUAUUUGAGUUCAGCAGUCCUGAUGCCCGCAGUAACUUUGAGCAAGCGUUUGAGGAGGCCAAAAAGAAACUCGCCAUGAACAAGGACCAGUGGGACCCUGAGUUUCUGAAGGCCAUCCCCAUCAUGAAGACCCGCAGCGGGAUGCAGUUUUCCUGCGCCUCGCCGAGUCACAGCUGUCCAGAGAACACGUAUGAGGUGUGGGUGUGUAACAGCGACGGUUACGUGGGUCAGGUGUGUCUGUUAAACAUCCGCGAUGAGCCAACAGUGGAGGCUUGCAUCGCUGUCUGCUCGGCUCGCAUCAUUUGCAUCGCAGCCGUACCGGGCCUGAAGAACAGUAGAGAACGUGUUGGCAAUUCAACUCCCUCCGUCCCAUCUGAGUCAAACCCUACGGCCUCUACUCAACCCCAGCUCCACAUCUCUAUCUCUGGCUCAUCUCUGGAGCUCAGUGAGCCCACUGUAGUACCUGCGGCAGAGCUCGUGCCUUUCGACAGCGAUGACACGGAUGAUGAAGACUCUCCCAGUCCUUCAUCCACACUGCAGAGUCAAGCGUCCCAUUCCACAAUCUCCUCCAGCUUCGGCAAUGAUGAGGCAGCGGUGUCUAAAGACAUGGCCACAGAGACAACCAGCUCUGAAGAGGAGCAGGAGUUUCCUGUGCCCAGCUCAUUUGGAGCCCCUCGGCUCAGUGCAGACAGUCCCAUGGACGGUCGGGCCAUGCGACGGUCCAGUCGAGGGUCUUUCACCAGAGCCAGCCUGGAGGAUCUGCUCAGCAUUGACCCAGAGGCGUACCAGAGCUCCGUUUGGCUCGGGACUGAGGAUGGCUGUAUUCAUGUGUACCAGUCAUCAGACAACAUCAGGAACCGUAAGAACAGCAUGAAGAUGCAGCACUCUGCUUCUAUCCUCUGUAUACUGUAUCUUGAUAACAAAGUAUUUGUGUCUCUGUCAAACGGGGAGGUGAUAGUGUAUCACAGAGAGGCAGGAAGUUUCUGGGACCCCCAGAGCUCUCAGACGCUGUGUUUGGGUUCUUCAAGUGGACCUGUGACCAAAAUGGUUCCAGUGGCAGGAAAAUUGUGGUGCGGCUGUCAGAAUAGGGUCCUUAUCGUGAACACCAGCACAUUAACACAAGAGCACUCAUUCCAAGUGGGUCAGGACAGCGGGCGCUGUGUCACCAGUAUGGUGUGCUAUGGCAAAGGCGUGUGGAUUGCUCUGCAGGGCAGCGCUCAGGUGCGGCUGUAUCACGCCUCCACCUACGAGAGUCUGACGGAGGUUGACGUGGCCCCAGCUGUGCACAAGAUGCUUGCAGGUUCUGAUGCUAUUAUCCGGCAGCACAAAGCAGCGUGUUUGCGGAUCACCGCUCUGUUAGCCUGUAAAGACCUGCUGUGGAUUGGAACCAGUGCAGGGGUCGUUCUGACUCUGACUAUCCCACCCGUGUCCUCUGGCACUUGUCCGGGCUCUCUGCGUGCUCCCCUCCUCCCCAUGGGCUCCGCUCACGGCCACACCGGACACGUCCGAUUCCUCACGUGCAUAGAGCUGCCCGAGGGCUUCGAUGUCAACUUCCCUCCUCAGUCAGAAUCAGUGAACUCCACACAGAACAACUCUGAAAACAACGCUGGAGGUUUGCAGAGACAAGACUCCGCCCGCCGGCGUGCCUCCACCCUGCUGCCCGUCAAAUCCAACCUGCUAGUCAUCAGUGGCGGUGAUGGCUAUGAAGAUUUCAGACUGACCAAUAGCAGCGAGACGGUGGGGCGGGACGACAGCACCAACCACUUACUGCUGUGGCGCGUGUAACAGAAGUCCCGCCCCUCCACAGAAGCCGCUGGACUAGCUCACGCACUUCCCCCUGAAACCCCAUCCCUCCUUGUUCUCUGAUGCAUCAUGCACAACUGUGUAAGACAUUAAAAAAUGGGGUGUUUGUUUUCGUUAUGUUGUGAUUUGGGUCAAGGCUCUCAGUCAUUUCGUUUCUUGGUGUAAGAAAUCGAUUGCGCUUGUCAUGUGGUGUUUCCUGUGGGCGCUUUUAAAUAUCGUGUUACUCGACAAAUCCUUAGAAACUGCUUUAAAAGCAGACAUAAAAUUUAAGGAUGAAUUGACAGAAAAACAAGAAAGAAAGAACAUGGACUUUGUAUAAGAAACCAUUAGUAAGUGGAAAAGGGAAUAAUUCACCCAAAAGUGAAAAUCCUGUCAUUAUUUACUCACCCUCAUGUUGUUCCAAAACAGUUUGACUUUAUUUCCUUGGUGGAGCACAAAACGAGAAAAGGUAAAGAAUAUACUGGCCACCUGUACUGCACAUUUCCAUAAUACGUUAUGAAACGAAAAGUGAUUGCGGCUGUUGAGCUCAAGAAUUACAACAAAUUAAGCAACAUAAAAGUGCCACUUGUAGGAUAUAUUCCUAAGUGUUUAGAAGCCACAAACUAGCUUGGAGUAAAAAAAAAAAAAGACUGAAAUUUCUCUUCACUGUAGCUCUUAAAUCAAAUACUGUAUAGCGUCGUCAAUCGCAAUGCUUCAAAUUUGAAAAUGCGUAAGAGCGAAUGGGAGCUACAGCAGAGGGAAAGAUUAUCAAUGAAUAACGACUUAAAUUUCAAUCUGUUUCUAAUCAUAUGGCUUCAGAAGACUUGGAAUAUAGAGCUCAAGUCGAAUAGACUACUUUUAUGGUACUUCGUUGAUAUUUUUCAAUAAGCUUAACCGCCACAGUCCUCAUUUACUUUUAUAAUAUGGAAAAGAGCAGGCAGUACAUUCUAUAACAUUUCUUAUUUUGUGUAUCUCCUAAAUAAAGUAAGUCAUAUGGGUUUGGAACAACAUGAGGUUGAGUAAACGAUGACAGAAUUUUCAUUUUUGGGUGAACUUUUCCUUUAAUGUUUUUACAAGAAAGAUGGUCAAAGUUUCAGAUAGAUGGAGAGCAUUUGAAAUGCAUCACAGGAGGCAGGGUGGAUUCUGACAGAAGAAAAGAUGAGGUUUUGUUAUCCCUCUGCACACUUUUACAGUCAGAGUGGCCAACUACUGGUCUUUACUGACUGUGAUUUCAUUCGAGAAUGAAGAUGUUUUUGUUAAAAAACCUCUCAAUUGCGCCAUUCUGGGCAAGAUGAGAGUUAUUCGUAAGUAACCAAUGUGCAAUAUAUGGCUAGAGUACCUACAAACUGCUAUAAAACACACACACACACUGUUUAGCCGCACACACACUUUACUAUUCUUCAGUAAUCAACAGACUCGCAGUCAGAGUUAUUAAAAAUUUUCACUUUAUUAUUUUGGUUAUUGAAUCAUUUUGUAUGUAUAAAAAAUACUUUUUCUCUACAUUAUGUAACAGAACAGCAAUGACAUUCCAUUAUAUAGGUAUUGCGACAAAAAUCCUUUUGUACAGUAUUUAUGUUUUUUUUUCCGGCUUUAUUCGUAGCUAAGUUUUGGGGGUUUUAGCACUUAAUUUAUAAAUAUGAUAGUCUGGCGUUUUUCUCUACCGACAUAUUUUGUCGCACAACUCGGAUUUGAGUCAGUGAGGUCGUGUUUUGUGAGUUCAAUUCCAUUUUUUUAAAAACAUUAUUACCGCAAAUCUCACAAAGAAAUUACGGGGUCAUAUUUCGCCCAAAUAAAAAAAAAAAAAAGAAAAGAAAUUAUAUUGUGCGAAAAUUUUUAAUGGGAAAACAAAUUUCGCAAUGCGAAAGAAAUCUUCUAAAAUAGGCUUAAUUUUCUUUAUGCAAAAUGUCAUAUUUUUUAUUUUAUUUUGUUUUUGAGGUUACCCGGGCAUUUCUUGACAGUUUUUAUGAGAUUCACCCUAUGACAGCUAUGUAAUUUAUUAAUGAUUGUUUCCAGCAAAGGGAAUUAAAUGAUAUCGAUAUUAAUUCUGACAUGUUACAAAAUGCAGAUUUGACAUGAAGUGUUUUGAGUUCAAGACAGACACCCUGUGCUUGUUUGUUACUGUGUCUGUGUACAGAAGAUUAUGACACAUAGAAUCAAGACAUACAGGUUACAGCCCUUCUGUUCAUUGUGGAGAUUGAUAUAACUGCCAAACCUCUCUGUUUGCACCUCCUGCCAACAGGUUAAUUGAUUUCCUCUGUGAGCAACUUCAGCUGCCUUAGUUUCUCUGGUAAGAGCCAAACCUCCCAAACACACCCAAAUGUGCACUCACCUAAAUCUAAAACCCACUGAAAUCCCUGUGAUUCAUCUAGAAGGAUAUGAGGUCAUGUGAUUUGCUCUAACCGCCUCAAGGAAAUUCACAGCUAUAAUUUGAAGGCUUCAAUUUGUUUGUAGACAUGAAUGUUAGUGCCAAGAACUUGUGGUCUAAUUCUUUACCUCGAAAAGGAAACUGUCAAAGCAUGUCAAAGCUUAUUUUGUGAAAAUAAGAAUCGACUUUGCCUUUCUUAAUAUGUACAAGAUCCUUAAUGAAUCAUAUUUUCAUAAAGCCUGCAAUGGGAAGUUUUGCUUUUUAAUCAAAUAUCUCAAUCAAAUCGAGUCGAGUCUUACUGUAAGUAACCCUCUAUUCCCUUUCAGGUGAAAGACGUCCUCAGUGUUUAUUGUAAAUAUUGGUAUAUAUUGCCUUUUCUCUGUACAUAGUGUUCUCACUGUCCACGAUUGUCCAAAUGAAUCUAAUUGCAUAUUUUUAUAAGUAUUUUGUCUAUUGUUUUUUUCCUUAUUUGGCAUGUGCCGUCUCAUUUAAAUUAAAACUAUUACAGUAUUUUAAAAGAAGAAAAAACCAGCUGUAACAGUUGAUGUGCUUAUUUCACACUGUUUUCCUGUUAAAUGUCAUAUUUUGUCACUGUGGGUUUCUUUGUAAUUAAACAUUUCACUGAUGCCAGA
Myxocyprinus asiaticus (Chinese sucker) is the source of this 10435-nucleotide messenger RNA. RefSeq names its product rho guanine nucleotide exchange factor 17-like. Gene Ontology annotation, molecular function: protein binding; guanyl-nucleotide exchange factor activity. Gene Ontology annotation, biological process: actin cytoskeleton organization. Lineage: Eukaryota; Metazoa; Chordata; Actinopteri; Cypriniformes; Catostomidae. The record is from RefSeq and is a predicted model, not a curated record. The coding region runs from base 320 to 7441 and encodes 2373 amino acids. The transcript has 21 exons.